This is a messenger RNA of Trichoplax adhaerens, 606 nucleotides long. RefSeq lists its product as uncharacterized. The record is from RefSeq and is a predicted model, not a curated record. Lineage: Eukaryota; Metazoa; Placozoa; Uniplacotomia; Trichoplacea; Trichoplacidae. Bases 1 to 606 code for a protein of 201 amino acids. The transcript has 5 exons. Gene Ontology annotation, molecular function: glutathione transferase activity. Gene Ontology annotation, biological process: glutathione metabolic process.
AUGCCAACUUACAAACUUACCUACUUUAACAUCCGUGCACGAGCGGAAGUCGCACGCUACCUAUUCGUUUUAGCUGAUGUUCCAUUUAUUGACGAACGAAUCUCCGAAGAAGAUUGGCCCACCUAUAAACAAACUGUGAAGAACCCUUUUCGCCGAUUGCCAGUUCUGGAAGUGGAUGGUAAAGUUUUUAUCGAAAGCAUUGCAAUUGAAAGCUAUUUAGCGUUGACUUUCGGAUUUCAUGGCAAGAAUAAUUGGGAGAAGUACAAGAUUGACAUGAUAACUUAUUCCGUCGACGAAAUGUUUACCAAAAUGUUUACAUCUCAAUUCGAGCCAGAUGAGGAAAAAAAGCGAAAUCUUCAAGAAGAUUAUUGCAAAUAUAAAUCAACAUGGCUGAAGGCUUUGGAAGCAGGCCUAGAAUCUGACUACUUGGUUGGCAACACGAUAACUUUGGCCGAUCUAGAAUUUUUCUGUAUUAGUGAAUAUUUAUUAGAACAAAAUCAAAGCCUGUUUGAGAACUGCCCUCGAUUGAAAAGUCUAUUCGAUCGAAUAGCAAAUAAUAAGAAAAUUGCUGAUUGGCUUAGUAAAAGGUCAAAAUCAGUAUGCUAG